GUCUGGGCCAGUACUUUUCCCCUCAGACCUUAGAGCUGGGAGCUGGUGGGGAGCUAGGAUGUAACCUCCCACAAUCUCUUAAAAUACACACAUCAACAACAACUAGGAACUGUGCCCACGUAGGGUAAGGAGCAAGCCAUGUGACCAGAAGUGGCCCAAUGCGGGAUGUCAGCCCAGGAGCUCACUGUCCGUCUGUGCCAGGAGGGGGAGAAGCACCUAACUCUGGAUGAGCUCCCACUGGCCACUGCCUUCUACUUGGCUGCGUUCAGCUGCCACCCAUCCUCUGUGGUACAGAGGGCACAGCAGUCCCUGAGCCAGGAGCAGACGGGGCAGGUGGUCUCCAUGCUGGAGGCCUGGUGCCGGGGAGAAGCCCAGAUCCCCUCUAUCCACUGGGAUGGCAUGGCCGUGGUCUCCCUCACUGUGGCCCUGGCUGCUGCCUUCCUCAGUGCCCUCCACCCCAACAACCUGGCCGCCUCCCUCUAUAGGCUGGCCACCCUGAUGGGGCAGGGACGACACGAGGAGGUGGCCAGGAGAUGUACCGCUCUUCUGGACGUCCAGGCCCCGGGGUCCCUGGAGCUGCGGCUCACUAGAGCCCUGGCAUGGAUCCUGUCUGGGGCCAAAGUGGGUGAUGGCGUGGUUGAAUAUGUCCGGGCUUUUGCUGCGCAUGCCAACCGGACCCUGGGCUUUAUCCUGUCUCACCAACGGGACCACCUCCCCCUGAUCAUCAGUGCCUGCCGGGAUAACCUCCUGGAGCAGCCCAAGGCAGAGGCAGCUGGGGGCCGGUGGUUCAGUGACUGCCGCCGCUUCCUAGCUGCCCUGGGCCCCAGAGAGCCCCAGGCAUCCUGCACUCAGGCUGUGUCUCUGCUCCGGAUGGGCAGAUUGGAGCAGUGCGUGACUAUGUGCAGCCAGAUCCUCGAAUCAACCUCGACAAGCAGCAAACUCCAAGGAGAGAGUGCACCCAUCCUGCUGGUUACCCGUGCAGCAGCCUCUUUUGCCCUUGGUCGUGGGAGCCGGGAGACGCUUCAAGACCUACAGGAAGCCUUUCGGAUGAACCCCGACUGUGCCAAGAGGCAUCUAGACGAGGUGUUCUCACCCCGGGACAUGGAACAGAUCCUAACGCAGGCCCAGGAGAUAUUGGAGACCGACUUUUCCCGUUUCCGAGAAGCCGUGAGAACUCGCGUCGAGCUCCGAGCCGACGCGGGGAUAGAGCUGCUGGCUCCUGUCAUCCGGACCCUGCGAUUCCUCCUACGUGUGGCUCCCCUCGGGGCCCAGAGAGAGCUGAGCAUCCGGCUCAUUGACUGCCUGCUGUUGUCUGGUGACACCCAAGCGGCCCUGGGACUCUGCGAUCGCCUCCUUCGGGCCGAGCACCCCACCUACCUCAGCACCUUGCUCACGCUCCGGGGUUUCUGCACCCUCCAUGCAGGGGAGGCCGAGCGAGCCCUGGAAGACUUUCAGGCAGUGGUGGGACACGAGGCUCCCCACCCUGGGAGCUGCGUGAGAGCCCUGUGUGGACGCGGGUUGCUGCGGCUGCUGGCGGGCAGUCCGUACCUGGCCACACUGGACUAUAUCACCGCCUCCAGGCUGAGGCUGCAAGAAGCCGUCUUCACCGUUAAGUCCUACAUCCCCUGGAAUCAGCGGGGGUUGCUGCUGAAGGUGCUGCAGGAAGAGGGGCAGAAGAUGCUGCAGAGGAGGGCAGAGUCCGCCCCGGGAAGCACCAGCGCCCGCUGGAAGAAGGCAACAGAGGAGGACAGCAGCCUUCCUGCGAAAGAGGGGGAUGCCUGUGGGGUUCACCAGCUGGCGGGCCUUCUGAUGGAGCUGGAUGCAGAUGAUGAAAUAUCCAGGCUUCUGAGUGCAGAUGCCCUCUACCAAAUGGGCCGUAUUGAAGAUGCCCACAAGACCCUCUUGGUGGCACUGUCUAAGACCUCCCACACGGCCCCCAUCCUGGCCCGCCUGGCCCUGCUGCAGCUAAGGAAAGGCUUUUUCUAUGAUGCCAACCAGCUGAUAAAGAAAGUUAUCCAGAUUGGGGAUACUUCCUGCCUCCAGCUAAUCAUGGAGAUCUUCAGGGAAGAGGACCGGAAACUCCUGCAAACCCACUGUCACUCAAGGGCUGUGACUAUCCUGAAGAAUAAACAAGGGGACACGUACACCAAAGAGGCCAUUGCCUACCUCUCUCUCGCCAUCAUUGCCUCAGGAAGCCUGGCCAGUGAAUCUCUCCUGGCCAGGGCCCGAUGCUAUGGACACCUAGGGCAGAAGAAAACAGCCAUUUAUGACUUCAACACCAUUCUCAAGACUGACCCAACCAAUGUGCAGGCUCUGUGUGGUCGGGCAUUUAUGCAUCUGGUUCUGAAUCAGCAGAAGGAGGCUGUGGACAACAUCAUUUCAGCCCUUACCCUGGACACGGCAGGGGUGGUCCCUGAGAUCCUGUCGCUGAAACAAGAAGCCCAGGCCUUCAUCACUCAAGGCCUCUACUCCCACUGCAGAUCUGAGCUGAGCCAGCUGGCUUCAGAUAGGGGCCUUCCUAGGGAAGAAUCUUCCAAGAAAUUGUUGACCAUUGGGGAGGCACUCAUUAAAAUAGAUGCCACAAGAUCCAGCUGGCACAUCCUCCUUGCAGAUGUUUUGAUUUUGACAGGUUGCUAUGAGAAGGCUCUUGAACAACUACAGGAAGUCCUUGGCCGCAAUCCUGGGUCUGAGCCUGCCCAGGCCCGUCUGGGAUUCCUCCAGUUGAAGAAGAGAAAUACUGUAGCUGCCAUUCACAACUUGCAGCCCCUGGCUGGGAAAGACCCCGAGGAUCUAGGGUUCCUCUUGCAUCUGUUGGACACUAGGCAGCGGCACAGCCUGUCUCAGGCAGCAGCUGAAGAAGGAGAUAACCUAGAGAAGGAUGAGUGCCCAGAGAAGGCCCUCGGCUAUUAUACCCUGGCUGCCCUGGCCAGCAAUGGGAACCCCAGGUACCUCCGGCUAAGGGCAUCGUGCCUGUCCCACCUGCAGGACUUCAGCCAGGCCCUCAGAGACUUGGACAAAGUGAUCCAAAAGCACACAGCCAGUGACCUCCAGACACGGGUGGAAGAUUUUUGCUCUAGAGGCCGCCUGUUUUUGGGUCUCUCAGAUGAGGCCAGUGCUGUAGAAGAGUUCAUCCGAGCCUUCCAGCUCUCUCCAUCCCUGGCCCUGAGCAGUGUUUCUGCUCAGCCAGGACCCAAAGCGCUGGCUCAGAUGUUUCACCUGGCAGGUCAGCACUGCUUGGAGGAACAGCGCUAUGAGGAUUCAUGGAAGGUGGUGGAGUAUGGCCUCCUCCUAGAUGAAAAUAGCAGUGACUUGAAGAAGCUUCGGGGGAGGAUCAAGAGAGAAGCCUCAUCAGGCUGCACUAUUCAUUGACCUGCAGGACAACAGGGGCCUUUAAAAGCCAGCCCAUCAAAAAGGACCUGUUUGUACAAAAUAUUGAUAGCAGCUCUUUUUGUGGUGGCUAAGAAGUGGAAAUCAAAGAGAUACCCACCUAUAGGGGAAUGGCUAAGUAAGUUGUGGCAUAUGCUUGUGAUGAAAUUUUAUUGUGCUAUAAGAAAUGACAAGUAGGAUGAUUUCAGAAAAACCUGGAAAGACUUACAUGAACUGAUGCAAAGUAA
This is a messenger RNA of Dromiciops gliroides (monito del monte), 3614 nucleotides long. RefSeq names its product tetratricopeptide repeat domain 34 (gene TTC34). Lineage: Eukaryota; Metazoa; Chordata; Mammalia; Microbiotheria; Microbiotheriidae. The record is from RefSeq and is a predicted model, not a curated record. Bases 166 to 3369 code for a protein of 1067 amino acids. The transcript has 9 exons. Gene Ontology annotation, molecular function: protein binding.